Molecule: messenger RNA, 1932 nt
Organism: Amaranthus tricolor (Joseph's coat)
Lineage: Eukaryota; Viridiplantae; Streptophyta; Magnoliopsida; Caryophyllales; Amaranthaceae
Exons: 2
Coding region: 251-1414 (387 amino acids)
Biological process (GO): N-acetylglucosamine metabolic process; protein N-linked glycosylation
Cellular component (GO): membrane
Molecular function (GO): beta-1,4-mannosylglycoprotein 4-beta-N-acetylglucosaminyltransferase activity
Source: RefSeq, a predicted model, not a curated record
CCCCAAUCUCUCUCUUCCUCUGUAUUUCCUGAAUCCAUAUUUUAAGGAUUUUAGGGAGAGAAAUAAAAUCAUAAAAUCCAAACGGCUAUUAUUGACGGUUCCAAGUCUUCCUCUUGCAUACACCAGAAAACCUUCCAUCGGCCCCUCGAACACCAGACACCAAAUGCUUAAUCCUUCUCUUUUUCUCUCUCUAUCUCUUUUUCUUCCUCUUUUCUUCUCAAUUUCAUCUUUAUAGAGCUUAAUUAUAUCAAUGGCGGAAGGAUAUUAUUGUUCUAAGAAAACCGAUACCAUUUAUUCUGAUGUUUGUGGCCAGCAGGGCACCAUUGGAGGGUUGAUCAUCUCAAGAUUAAGGUGUGUUGUUAGAGGAAUUGAUUUGAAGAGCAUACUUCUAUGUCUUGUGUUUAUCCCGUUAUGCAUUUUUGGGAUUUAUUUACAUGGUCAGAAGGUUACCUAUUUCCUACGGCCGCUAUGGGAUCGACCCCCAAAACCAUUCACAGAGAUUACACACUAUUACAAUGAGAAUGUAACCAUGGAAACUCUAUGCAACCUUCAUGGUUGGGGGAUUCGAGAGUAUCCUCGUAGAGUAUUUGACGCGGUUCUAUUUAGCAAUGAGGUUGAUAUGUUACAGAUUCGGUGGAACGAAUUGUACCCUUUUGUGACUCAAUUUGUUCUGUUGGAAUCGAACUCGACCUUCACAGGAAUACCAAAGCCCUUGUACUUUGCUAUAAACCGGGAUAAGUUUGACUUCAUUGAAUCUAGGCUAACUUAUGGGACUAUUGGUGGUAGAUUUAGGAGAGGGGAAAAUCCGUUUAUUGAGGAGGCAUAUCAGAGAGUUGCUCUUGAUCAGCUUCUUCGGAUUGCUGGUAUUGAAGAGGAUGAUUUGUUGAUAAUGUCCGAUGUUGAUGAGAUUCCUAGUAGACACACCGUCAAUUUGUUGAGAUGGUGCAAGGAUGUUCCUCCUAUCCUUCAUUUACGGCUUAGGAACUAUAUAUACUCUUUUGAGUACCAUGUUGAUGACAAUAGUUGGAGGGCUUCUAUCCAUCGGUACAAACCAGGAGUAACUCGGUAUGCACAUUUCCGACAGACUGAUCUGAUCUUGACGGAUGCUGGAUGGCAUUGCAGCUUUUGUUUUCGCCAUAUAUCAGAUUUCGUUUUCAAAAUGAAGGCGUAUAGUCAUACUGACCGUGUUCGAUUUUCACACUAUCUAAAUCCCAAGAGGAUUCAGGAAAUAAUCUGUAAAGGUACUAACCUAUUUGAUAUGCUUCCUGAAGAAUACACAUUCCGAGACAUGAUUGGGAAACUUGGUGCAGUUCCUCGUUCUUAUUCUGCUGUUCACCUUCCGGCUUAUAUACUACAAUACGCAGAGAAAUACAAGUAUCUUUUACCUGGGAACUGUAUACGAGAAAGUGGCUGAGUUUUCAUCGGAAAACCUGUUUUUUUCGUGUAUAGAAAGAUUUUAGUUACGAGUUUCAUGCCCGAAAUGCCAAUAUGUUUGUUUGGCAUUCUGUGAUUGUCACACACCCGAGGCUGGAGUAUUGUCCGAUCAUAUGAAAUUUCGGGUAGUCGGAAUGACUCGUUGAAUCAUGUAUAUUUCACUUCAACUCUGAUACUUUUGUAUUGGUUAGGAUCUGGUUAUGCUGUGAGGCUUGUGUAUUUGAUGAGAACUAAACACAGGGUUGACAAUGUUCUGUUGGGUUGGUUUGAUGAUUCAUGAUUGAAAUGAAACCACAUUCCCUGUACAUUUUGGCCACUCCAGGGAGUUUUGGUUUACUGAUUGAGUUAUUGACUGCUGAUUUGAGUUUUAUGAUUUUUUGGCAUUUUUUUCCUUUUGAUAAGCUUAAUUUAUUUAAUUAUUUAAUGGAAACUCAACUUUCUUAAUAAAAUGGUUUAAAGUGAUAUGUUUUAAGAGAAAAUAUCAUUUUCAGUUCAAAU